ACGGUCGGUCGGGGUUCGUCCAGGACGGAACACAGAGCACAAGGUGAGCCGUUCCCACGGCUGUGUGUUCGCCUCCCACGAUGGCAAAAAUCAUUCUGCGGCACCUCAUAGAGACUCCCGUGCGCUACCAGGAGGAGUUUGAAGGUCGAGGGCUGGAAGACUGCAGGCUGGACCACGCCUUAUACGCACUGCCAGGGCCCACCAUCGUGGACCUGAGCAAAGCCAGGGGGGCCCGGGCUCCUGCGGUGGACUCGGACGCCGAGAGGCCGGCCUGCAGGGGCAAAGCCCGCUUCCAGAUCUUGCUGGACGUGGUCCAGUUCCUCCCGGAAGACGUCAUCAUCCAGACCUUCGAAGGCUGGCUGCUGAUCAAGGCGCAGCACGCCACCAGGAUGGACGAGCACGGGUUCGUCAGCAGGAGCUUCACCCGGCAGUAUAAGCUGCCAGAGGGCGUUGAAACCAAAGAUUUGUCGGCCUGCUUCUGUCACGACGGGAUUCUAGUGGUGGAAGUCAAGGAGCCCGGCGGGGCGCAGUAAGGUGUGACCGCGGGGUGCAGUAAGAUGUGACCGCGGGGGGGUGCAGUAAGAGGUGACCGGCUGCCGUGAAGACAGCAUGCAGCCCCGUGGCCCCCUGCAGCCUGGAUCCCGGGCGUUCUUGCCCAAGUUGGAAAUGAUUUUUAUGAAGAUUAAAAAAAAAAAUACAGCCCUCGUACCCGGUAUGUGGAAGUGGUCUUUGUCAUUUUUCCCCACAAAGGAAAAGUGUUCAUUUGUUUCUCGGACUCAGAGGGGUGCCGUUGUAAAGCCUGGAGCGUGGACCAUGCAGGGGACUAGAAUGUCUCAUUAUUUCAGCGGUGCCAGAGAAGCUGCUUUGGUGACAGCUGGUGACAAAGGAGACGAGCCAAUGGAAUCGUUCCUAUCCAGCUCAUGAAACCUUUUCAGAUAGGGCUAAGGGGAAUGGGGAUAACUUUUCCUUGAUCAGCCUUUCUUUCAAGCCUCGGAAUGUGGAGUUUUGUCAUGAGAGCCACUGCAGGUUAAAAUUCAGUACUUGGAAAUUGGGUCUGAAAUGUAUUUGGAGUCACAAAAGUUGUGACGGGCUUGCAUUUCUGUUGGGAUUUUCAGAGGUAUAAAUCUUACUCUUAAAAAGCUCUAGAGAUAAAUA
Messenger RNA from Sorex araneus (European shrew), 1155 nucleotides. RefSeq names its product heat shock protein family B (small) member 3 (gene HSPB3). The transcript has a single exon. The record is from RefSeq and is a predicted model, not a curated record. Gene Ontology annotation, cellular component: nuclear speck; cytoplasm. Bases 81 to 533 code for a protein of 150 amino acids. NCBI's taxonomy places the organism in Eukaryota, Metazoa, Chordata, Mammalia, Eulipotyphla, Soricidae.